AAUUAAGUAAAAUCCAGAGGAUCACCGAAAUUUUAGUUAGAAAAUUUGACCUUUCAUUUUCAAUGAAGAAUCACGUUGUAUAACUUUCAUCAAAUUAAAAGAUGACAGAAGAACAAGUUGCAGAAGCUCGUACUAGCAAGCUCGAAGAGCUGCUCAUGCAAGAUGAGCCCGAGUUUGUAAAGAACAAAGAUGUGUGCCAAUCAAGGUGUUUUAUUAAAGGACUGGGAACAAUGUUUGUAGUUGCUACAGCUGUUGGAGUUCGUCAGAAUAUUAAAGAAUUGACAACAAGAAAAAGACUAAAAAAGUAUUACAUUUUACCUUUAAGUAUAGCCGGCUUGGCAGCAUUGGCAGUUACUCAAUACGAGUACAAUAAGUGUAAAGAAAAAUUCUUCAAGGAUUGGUAUGAAUACCACAAAGCACGCAACUUUACAAGAUUUCCAGAGGGUACAGACACAGCUGUAUAGCAGGACAUGAAACAAUGGCUGAUGUGUGUCUUGUAACUUGAAGGAUGAAAGAAGGAAUAUCUGAAUGUGAUACAUAAAGAUUGUUAUGUGGCAAUCUUCAACAUGGAUAAAUACAUAUUCAUCCUCUUUUUCUUGUUGAAAGAUCUUUUGAUUUGCUGAAUUUGUAUGCCACAAACAUGUUAUUUGAACUUUUAUUUUAUUUUUGACUAUAGUUGUCAUAAAAUGACAGUGACUUAUGAUUUUUGAUACAUGUUAUAAUCAUAAUAAUGUUAUAAAAGAGUAUGCAACAUCCCAGUAGUUGUUUAUAAGGAAUUUGUGUAUUUCAUCUUUGAAAAUAAGAAACAAAUCUAAAGAUUAAACUUGUACAUGUAUUGCAUAAUUUUAAUUCCAAUUUCACAGCACUAAACAGUAUUUAGAAUUUGACCUUAAUUUUAACAGAUGUUCAAAAUUAUUAAGAAGUUAGUAGCUUUUCAUAAUUGGGUUUUUCUAAAGGAAUAACCCUAAAAAACAGUCUAUAAUGGUUUACUUUUAUAAAUUUUGACUUGGAUGGAGAGUUGUCUCAUUGGCACUCAUGCCACAUCUUCUUAUAUCUAUAUUCAUUCUAGAAGGUUACUGUAAAAGUCCUUAAAAAGAAAAACAACAGUUUUCAUGGUUCAAAUCAAUAUCUAUUAAAUCAUUUGUUUUUAAUUUGACAAAGAAAUCAGAAUGAUGUGUGUAUUUCACUGCAUAGUUUAUCUUCUAGUAUGUACAUAGAAAUUUCCUUCUAAUUAAAGUACAGAUGAAAUUUUUGAAUUGUGGUUUAAAUUUGUAAGAACUUUUUAUUUAUUUAUAUUAAAAUAGUCAUAAAAAUCAUUAAAUUUCCUAAUGUAAUGUGUUAUAAUUCAUAGUAGUCUUAAGAUUUUGUUGGCCUUUUAAACUAUGAAUUUAAUUACCGAAUGAAAGCAUAUAUUUUAUACCAAUUUAUUACUGAAACCUCAAAAACUAAACAAAAAUCAAUUAACCAUGAAUAAAAGUACAUUAGUUAAACAGUAUUUUUGACCAAAAUCUCUUCAUUCUGUUGAUCUGUCAUUUAAGUCUUUUCUUCAUUUAUUUGAAGGUCAUGAAAAUUGACCUCCUGAUCAUUAACUUCCAUCAUAUUUUGUCAUACUGUGUUUUUUAAGCUGUGAAGCAUGUCUAUGUCACAUCAUGUAGAUAAUUAUAUCAGAAUGAUAAACUUGUAUUAUUGUGAUAUGUAAAAUAAAGGUCUUAACUUAAA
Messenger RNA from Mytilus californianus (California mussel), 1719 nucleotides. RefSeq lists its product as uncharacterized. The record is from RefSeq and is a predicted model, not a curated record. The coding region runs from base 102 to 464 and encodes 120 amino acids. NCBI's taxonomy places the organism in Eukaryota, Metazoa, Mollusca, Bivalvia, Mytilida, Mytilidae. The transcript is spliced from 4 exons.